GCACGUGGAUCCCUCCCUGAUGCUGACAGUUGCCCUCGCGCAUGCGCAUUGGGAUGAAGGGAAUUUUCAACAGCUGAGGAGGCGUACCUAGCUAGAGGGGCUAACACUUUAAGGUUGGAGAUUGGCGAGAAAGAACCCUUCUGUUGACAAUGGCUCUUCAAGAUGAUUGACCUCAAACCACAUUAAUCUUACUCUUAUUUAACAGAGCAAAUAUCCUCAUUUUCUAAAUUGGUUUGUGUUGCACUGACCUGUUUGUCUGGAAACAAGUUAUGCUUUGAGACGAAGAAGAGAUGUCCAUACAAAGACAACCGUACAAGAUACUGCAUUGCUCCACCAACUGGGGGAGGGGUUGUGUUUAGAUGAUGGACUACUGAGUCCAUCUGUUCUCCUUUCUCCAAAACAUAGCAAUUUAGCAUGAGUCAAUGUACCAAAGUCAGUUAUUCUUGCCGGAAAUGGGGCUCGAAUGUGGCAUCCAAAUUCAAGGUGUGCCUAAAGGGCUAAGGCUCUCUGUAACUUUUGAAUGAUAGUCUGUUGCAAAUAAUGGAUGCCAAGUUAAGAGAGGACCUGUUUCGGAGGUAUGUGACUGCACUGGAAAAGCGUCUGGAGGGGGGAUAUACGGGGAAUGGCACAACACUGGACAGAGACAAAAACAGACACAAGGAAAGCGAGGCCCUGCUCUCCACGGCCACGGCUCUGCUCGGAGCCUAUCAGCCUGAUCCUGGACAACGAUUCCGCAUGGUGCGUUUCUACGAGAUGGUGGAGAACUCUCUCCGAUGCCAGAGAGGAGGCAGCCUGAAGAGCCUGGAGAGGGCCUUCCAAACUCUAGAAACCAUCUGCACUAAUCUCCUGCUCUUCCCUUGGAAAAAAGAGUUCCGAUGUAUAAAGACCUUCACUGGCCCAUAUGUGUACCAUCUGCAGUCUGCCAUUUCUGAUGCUGAACUCCGAACACUAAUGCGUACCAUUGGAUAUACCUGUGACCCUGAUUCCCAGUUCCGUUUGCUGGACCACCCGGGCGACUCGGAUCAUCUCCGCCAGUUAGCCUUUGAGCUGUUCUUGGCCCAGGCAGAGUGUCGUCUUCUCGGGGAGGUUGUGGCUCUCGCCCGCGGUGCAGCCUCGGAGCUCGAAGCGCUGGAACUCCGCCGGGGUUGUAGAGACGAUGCUGCUGGCUGCGCCGAGGCACUGCGCAGACGCGACAGCCUUGGGGCAGAUAUUUCUCGCUUGUCUGUUCGACCACUGGAUAUAGAAAGGCCUCAUACCCACCACCUGAGACGAAGCAGCCGCCCAUCCAAGUCUGUGGAUGUUACGGAUGGCGCAGGUCACUGGCAUCCCGCUAUUAACAAGCCUGUUUUGAAGGCGUCAUUGAGCCUUAGGAAGGAGCCUUUAUUUGUAGAUGCAGAGGAGGAUAUGAAGGAUGAGAUCAUCAGGCCCAGCACCUCUGCAUCCUUUUUCUCUAUCGCAGCUCCCCCUUCCUACAGCCCCGUUGCAGACUUUUUCCCAAUGCAGUCACCUCCGCCAGUUGACCCAUACGCAUCGUACCAUAUGUCGUCCUUGGACGACAUCGACUUGUACACCGAGAGAGGUGGCGUUGGAACAGUAGGAAGGCAAACUCCAUCUCGACCACCAUCUAGAGAGCCCCGUGAGGCCAGGGAUAGCUGGCUACUGAAAGCUCACGGUAGUGUGAAGUGUCAGGGUUGUGGACUGGCAUGUUCCACAAUGGCGUCCUGUCAGAGGUGCGACAUGAUUCUUUGCUCUGCUUGCCAUGACGUAGACCCAUCCCCCUGUUGUGGCCUCCAGGAAUAUCACCCCAAAUCCCCACGCCCCCUUGACGGAUACAUUCCUGUGAAGGAAAAGUUGUCAGUCUACUCAAAUGCUCAAUCACACCCCCAUCUCCAUCCGCACCCCCUAACCCUAACCCACUCUCAUCCCCAUCCUCACCCCCAGAUGUUGGAAAAACCCCUCAUGCCCACCAAACUGUUCCCUAGCAAGUCAGUUGCUAUGACAACGCCAAAGGCAGGGAGCACAGAGCGUAUAAGCAUUGGGGGCUCACGAUGCGGGUUUUGCAACAAGCCAGGUGCAACACACACCUGCGUAAACUGCUCUAAGGUGUCUUGUGACUCUUGCAUGGGGUUAUAUGCGAAAGAUAUGUGCACACGAAAGAAUCCUCAGCACAACUUUGUGCCCAACCAUCAACUCAACUUCAAAUCUGGCACCAUAUCACACUUGGUGUACCGAUGAAACAGUCCAGUCCUUAUAUCCAAUGUAGUUUUGCACUAUUGAUUCGCCUUAGCUUAAAUAGUUAAUUCUUUGGUUUCUGUGUUGAUCUGCUGGUUGCUUCUUGAACCUGUACAUUUCCACUCCCUGACAGUAGGCCUGUGGAAUACACAUGGAUAGAAACAUAUCAUUAUCUCUGCUCUCUGCUAGGCAUGGGCCGGUGUGAGAUUCUCAUGAUUUGAUUGAAAAAAAAAUUGAUCCUCUGAAGAUUUCACCAGUUAAAACAGAAGCAUUAGAUCAAUCUGUAGGAACAGAACUAAGGAAAUUCCCUUUGUAGUUAUAAAAUCUCUUUUAAACUCCUUAUAACCCAUUACCUGUAACCGGCCCAUGCCUACUCUCUGCCUUGUAAAGCUGCAAGCAUUUUCCCUGAUUCUCAUCAGUUUAAACAGCUCAUAUGCUUUUGGGCAUCUUGUUUUUUUUGCGUUUCCUGUUGUUCUCAGAUUUUUAUUCUUUUCAAGGCGAAAACUGGACAAAGUGGCUAAAUUACAUCUCAUUCUAAAUAAAAUCCAUGCUAAUGAACACUAUAUUCUUCGCCGAACUUCUCAUCUAAAAGUUCUUCUAAUAUAUGAAUAUAUAAAUAAAUAGAAACACUAUAUAUUUAUGUAUGAUUGUGUGUAUGUAUGUGUAGAAAAGACCUCUGAGCUUGCCUAAUAGUAAAAUAUGUUUUAGAAAACUUGAAAAAUGUUGGAAAAAAAGUUAACACUGGAAGUCAUUAACUCUGUUCUCUCUAGGACAAUGUGAGACUGUUCAAUGGGCCUGAGAUCUGCCGUUGGCAUUCUCUGAUGUGCGUCGUACAUAUGUUGGAAUAGAGUGGAAGAUAUCCUAAAGAAACAAAUAUAUUUAAAAUAUUCCUUGUAAAUUUUACCCUGAAAUAUUUGUGAUUUUUGUAUUUUCAUGGCUCAGUUUUAAAAGCUGCUGUGAAGUAGAGAAGUUAAAGAUGUUUGGCACUAAUUUCUGUCAGACAGUUGGGAGUCAGUUACAAGUCGUGUCCCGUUCAUUAAUACACCCAAACCGCACAUAUUUCAUCAGGGGGUUCACGGGAAAUCUAAUGCUGGUUAAAGACGUUAAAUAUUGGUUGGUUUUAGGCAGUAUGAAGAUUUAUGCUCCUCAAUGGUUUGUCUACCUCGAUUGAACAUCAGCUUUCAUGCAGUUGGACAUUAUGGAUUCUACUUAGCCUCAACAUCCACAGGGGGAAAAAACGAAGAACAAAUCAUUGAAUUAGUAAAUUGUAACUGAGUAGUUAUGUUUUAACCUCUGAAAAAUGUACAACAAUGUAUAAGCAUUUAUUCAGAAUAAGCUGAAUAAUUAACAAAACAAAACCUGUAAAUUGUAAACCUAUAAAGAUGCUUCUUUCCAUUUAAAAAGAAAGUAGCAAAGCCUACCGGUAAAACAUUUUUCCUGAUGCAGCUUAGAGCAGCACUGUCACCAUCUCAGAGUUGUGGUGAAUUUAGACUUGGAUUGCCUUCUUUUGCUGACAUAUUUAACACUGAUAGCUUUGCAAAUAAGUAAGUAAUUAGAUUUUAACUAAACUGCUUUUUUUAGAUGCACCAAUCAAUGGUAAGACACUGGAACUUAAACAACUUUCCCUUGAUUAUUUUGGUGAUCAGAUGAUCAAUUCAGUUUAUGAACACAUAAGCAUGUAGCUUCAUACAUAAAGGAUAGGCAUUAAUUCUUACAUUAAUGAGGUUAAUUUAAUUCCUGUAUUUUUUGUUGGUUGUAAAACUAUUUCCUUUGUGAAAAAACCUGAUGAUGAUUUUUAUACAUCAAGAAAAUUGAAAUUUACUCAAAGAAAACUGAAAAUCUAUAUUAGGAAAAGGCUGAUUUGUGCAUCUCACAAUUUAUGAUAUAUGUUUUGUACUGACAUUUUUACCAUUGAGCACACCAUGUGUAUUGCAAGUUUACAUUAAUUUGGGUUCUUGAAAUCUCUCCCUUUGCUGUAAAACACUCAGAGCUGCGCCAGAUCUGUUGUUACAUAGCUGGGUGGCGGAGGUAUACUGCCUAGGUUUAAACAUUAGCCCAUACUUUAAUGGGUAUCUGUAGUGUUUACUCUUGUUCUCCAUAUUCAAAAUCUAUAGUUACCAAGGGCUAAUUUUCAGUCACUUCUCAUAAGAAAAUUAGUCUGAAUCAUUUUGAAGGACUUCUUGGCUGUUUGAGCCUUUAUGUGCUGUCAGGAUUAACCUCUGAAUGCCUUAAGACUGUAUAGCUCUCUUAUCAGAUAAAUUUCAAUUUAUUUUUUAAUGUUAUCAAAGCUAUGUUUUAGCAAUCAGUUAUUCAGAAUAAUUAUUGAAUCAUCUGGCUCCAAAUGUAAAACUCAUUUCUGCAACCUAGAAAAUAUGAAUUAGAAUAUCAGAAACAGAGAUAUUUUUUAAUUGCAUCUUAAACUUUUAAAAAAAAGAAUAUUGUACACUUGUAAUUAUAUGUCUAAGAAGUUAAAUUUGUUUUCUCUUUAAAUGUUUAAAAAACUGACAUUGGAUUUGGGAAGGAUUGUCUAAUGUUAAGCAUUUUCUUCUCGACAAACCCGAAGUCAUGUGUUGUCUUUAUGCAUAUUAAAACAGAUAAAGGGACGUUUUGAUAUCCAUUUGAUGUAGAAUGAAGGCUUUUUUUAGAGAUGUGGAUAUUAGCGAAACUCGUGUGUCAAAGAGUCUUGUGACCUUUGGGGGGAAAUGUGCAAUUUGUUUUUCAUCCAGCCAAGCCUUUUGAAAUGUUUCAGCGUUGUAUUUUUGUAGCUUUGUUUGCAGUUCAUAACCAGCAUCAACAAGGACUUUCAGAAUCAUUGAGCCAUGUGUCCAGAGUGAUCAUUUUGCCAAAUGAAGAACAACUCUGUCUCUGGAGUGAAAAUAAAUACAUUGUAUGGCUUAUCUUGAUGUGAAGCUAAUGAAACAUAUAAAUCUGUUAUUUUUCUUUUAUUUUUUUUUUUAGUUUUUGUUUGUAGAUGUUAGGCUUUUUAAAAAGCCUAAGAAGAACAUCAUCAACAUAGCCACUUGCACUCCAUUUGAUGUGGCUCUGACUGUAAACAAUAGACUGAUGACUUGUGUUGGUCACUACAAAGGGCUUAAUGGUCUUGAUGGCUGCCUUUAGAUUAGUGGGCCCUAUUUCAAAGUUUAAAUGAGAAACUGACUGUGGAGUUUACAUUCAUAGAUUAUCAAAUACUUUUUGGAAAGACAUCUUAAUGUAAUACAUCAAUCUCUUACAAUAUGACUGGUCUGAUGUACACCAAAAUACUCAAGACAUUGUGUAAGAUGAUAUUGCCCUUACCUUUUGUGUGAUUAUUAAUACUGGUGGUGUAGUUAGGUUGCUUCAUUCCCAGUUCCCGUAGCCUUUCUCCUGGCAUGCUCUGUUCAGAACCGUUCCCAAACACCCACCCACCUUGGCAAGGUUCACCGCACGACGUGGGGGUAUGUGACUUAAGAUCAGUUUAUGGACAUAAACGGGGUAGAAAGGGAAAAUAGCCAAAACUGUUAAUUGGUGAAUAUUAUAUAUAUGUAUAAAUAUAUACAUACCUAUAUAUAUGAAAAUAUACAUGUAA
Molecule: messenger RNA, 5797 nt
Organism: Cyprinodon variegatus (sheepshead minnow)
Lineage: Eukaryota; Metazoa; Chordata; Actinopteri; Cyprinodontiformes; Cyprinodontidae
Gene: spata2
Product: spermatogenesis associated 2
Exons: 3
Coding region: 541-2235 (564 amino acids)
Biological process (GO): protein K63-linked deubiquitination; protein linear deubiquitination; regulation of necroptotic process
Cellular component (GO): cytoplasm
Source: RefSeq, a predicted model, not a curated record